This is a messenger RNA of Radiomyces spectabilis, 2147 nucleotides long. Its product is annotated as Sodium/sulfate symporter. Gene Ontology annotation, biological process: transmembrane transport. The transcript is spliced from 9 exons. Gene Ontology annotation, molecular function: transmembrane transporter activity. Gene Ontology annotation, cellular component: plasma membrane. The coding region runs from base 178 to 1842 and encodes 554 amino acids. The record is from RefSeq and is a predicted model, not a curated record. Lineage: Eukaryota; Fungi; Mucoromycota; Mucoromycetes; Mucorales; Radiomycetaceae.
ACGACGAAUCCACCAGUCAUUUCAUAUAAAAGGAUCUCUGAUGAGCCAUUGAUUAUAGCUACUUUAUCAUUCCUUCUCUCUUGUCAUCUCUGCUCUUUUCUUUCUUUACUUUCUUAGCAGCUUGGGGAGCUUUUUUUAUUCUUUUUUAUUAUUUUUUCCUUACCUUUCCGUUCUGUCAUGGUUGAAUCCAUGAGCCAUCCUCCUGUCGGACCGUCGACCCAUAUUCAUCAUACAGUAGAUUUCGAUGCGGCCGAUGAACAUUCUUAUUUAUUAGGCCAUUCACCAGGCACACCCCAACGCUCGAUCUGGGACAUGUUGAAAACCAGUCAAGCUGUUAAAUUAUUACCCUCUGUAUUUCUCGGUGUGGUCAUUUGGUUUGGUAUCACACCGACCGAUGAGCUUUCAGUGACCGCCAUCCAUCUUUUAGCUGUAUUCGUCAGUUGUAUUUUUGCCUUGAUUACCACCUCGGUCGAUAUUUCACUUCUCGUUCUAACGGCGCUGACGCUUCUAUCGGUCACUCAUUCUUUUCAAUGUAUCGAUCAUGCUACUGGCCAAGGGACCGAAUGUCGACUGUGCGGCGAACCAAACCCCUUGACAGGAGAAAUGUAUGAUUGCAAGGGCGGAAAAGAGGCGUUUCUUCACUCGCUCGAAGGAUUUAGCAGUUCGGUGGUGUGGCUCAUCUUUGCCGCCUUCCAUCUCGGGAAAGCCGUCGAAGUGACUCAACUCGGACGUCGAUUAUCAUUGUUAAUGAUCCGCCAUUUCGGUCGUCGUAUCAUGGGGUUAGCCUACGCUAUUGUUUUGUCCGAAUUACUGUUGGCCCCGUUUGUCCCCAGCAAUACCGCGCGGGGUGGCGGCAUUGUGCUUCCGGUCGUCUUAUCCAUUGCACGUAGUCUGGGGUCCACUCCGUCACAAGAUCCUCUGGUGGGUGGAUUCCUCAUGCUGGUAGGCGCCCAUACCAACUUCCUUUCGGCUUCUAUGUACUUGACAGGCAUGGCACCUAAUCCGAUCGUGGUCGCCAAAGCCAACCAGUUAUUUCCGGAUCUGAACUUUUCGUUUGUCACCUGGAUUCAAGGCAGUAUUGUCCCCGCCCUGUUCUGUGCGUUGUGUAUCCCUUUCAUCCUCCAAUACGCUUGCGGUUUGUCCAAGACUACACCUCAAUCAAGAGCUUCAAGUGAUAAUGUUAUCAAACACGCCGAAGCUCAACUGGCGCGCAUGGGACCCAUGUCACUUCGCGAAUGGCAAUUAUGUGCAGUAUUAUUUAUGUGCCUUGGAUUGUGGAUUACAGCCAGUUAUACCAAACUGGACUCGACGCUCGUGGCAUUGAUUGGCCUGGUCGCCUUAUUGCAUAUGGGCACCAUUACGUGGAAAGAUAUUUCCAAUAAUACCCACGCUUGGGAUACGCUUUUCUGGUUAGGUGGAUUUGUUACGAUUGCUCAACAAUUAUCUGAAGCCGGGGCUUCGUCGUUCCUCGGUCAAAAAAUCUCACAAACCAUCAAUGACCUCGGCUUACCGCCUGUACCGUGCUUGGCAUUGGCUUACUUCUUGACUACAUUUAUGUUCUCCUCCCUCAGUGCGCACACCGUCGCUUUUGUCGGCACCUUUUUGGAUGCAGGUCAUGCAUUGGGUGCACAGCCCAUGGUUCUCACGGCGCUUCUCGCCUAUUUUGGCGCUCUUGGUGGUUGCAUGACUAAUUUUUCCACUGGAACGGCGGCUAUGUACUAUGCGCCCGGCUACAUUAGUCGGUCCAAAUGGUUCAUCAUCGGAGCGCAAAUGGCCGUUUUCUACUUGACGGUGUAUUUUACUUUGGGCAUGGGCUGGUGGAAGUUACUAGGAUGGUAUUAGUAGCUACCGCAUCGUUGGGUCCUCAUUCAUUUAUCACAGCAACAUAUUCCCCCAUCAUCACCUUUCGUCAGCUAAUGUUUUAUACUGGCGCAAGUGUUAUUUCACUCUAAACUGCUUAUUUGCUUUUUUAUCUCUCAUGAGGAAACUUUUAAUAAAACCGAGCCACGAGUCUCGUUAAGAGCAUUGAGAAAAAAACGGAUUCCGCCAUGCCUUGCCUGCUUGGGUUGCAAUCUUUGAAUCAUCUUUGGUUGCUUCUUUUUUGCCAUUCGUUGUUUUUAAUCCCUCAAAUAAGCAGCAUCCUAAAU